CGAGUGAGAGGCAGAGAGACCAAGGGGGAGUACAAUUGUUCAAUCUGGAACAACAUUAGAUAUUACUUACCACGUGCAAAAUCCAACGUGAGUGACACUAUAACUGUCAGAGUUGCAGGAGAGCCUACUGAUGUUGAAGCGACAAUCUCUCAGCAUAACAAUACACAUGUCAAUAUCACUGUGUCCUGGAAUCCACCAGCUGAAGAUUUCACUAGCUAUGUUAUCUACUACCACUCAAAGGAAGGGCCAGUCACCAGUGUCGAGGUGCCUAAAACCAAGACAAAUCAACAGCUGAAUGGUCUCCCAAGAAGUGAUAUUUACAACAUUUCCAUGGUGGGUCUUCUGACAGAUAAUCUACCUAGUCGUCUGGUUGUAGCUAAUGGAGAUGAUUGACCGGCAGAAAAGUGGUGCACACCAGUAAGGCUUUUGGGAACA
Geodia barretti is the source of this 435-nucleotide messenger RNA. Lineage: Eukaryota; Metazoa; Porifera; Demospongiae; Tetractinellida; Geodiidae. The record is from the annotation of a GenBank genome assembly.